Molecule: messenger RNA, 1401 nt
Organism: Prunus armeniaca (apricot)
Lineage: Eukaryota; Viridiplantae; Streptophyta; Magnoliopsida; Rosales; Rosaceae
Source: the annotation of a GenBank genome assembly
AUGAGCCAAGUAUUCGAAAACUGUGAGGCCUAUUGGAGUUGGGGUGACAAUGAUGAAAACACUGAAGAAAUUAUUGAAUUUUUUGCCGAUGAGGCCCAAGAAAAUACCAGCACUUCCGUUGAAGUAAAAGAUGACGAAGUUGAGGAAACAACUACCCUUCCCUCGUCUUCUAAGGGUAAACUCUUGUCGACUGAGUUACGCACUUUGAAGCGUAAGUUUCAAACCACAAAGGAUGAAUUGGCAAAGCUAGAGAUAGAAAAGUUGAAAAAACGAAAUGGUGGGUUGAAUGAACAUGAUGAAGGACAUGAAGAAGUGGGUAGUCCUCAUAUCAAUGAAGGAGACGACAAUGACAUGUCGCCCUUACAUGAAUAUAUUACUCUGAUUACAGAACCGACCGAAAUGGAAGCACAAGUCUCUGGUGAUGGAGCCAAAGCCUACGCAGCCAUGCAAGUCCAAGAGGCAGAAAUUGGCACUUCAGAUUGGAAAAAUAGCGACAUUAAGGCAUUGAGAGGUCAGAUGAAUCCUCCAAUCAUAACCAAUGUUACUGUGGCUGGUGAUGAAGCGAUUAAGAAAGGUAGUGCCACUGUUGAAAAACAAGAUAUGGAAGGUAAAUGGGGCAGAACGAAGUGGCCAACUACUACAUUGUUGAGUCCAUUUACCGAUCCCUUGAGGAAAAAGAGGAUGAUUACUAUUUCGGAUGUUGACGCAACCCCACCAUGUUUUGAUCCAACAAACCCGUGCCCAUUGACAAUGUCAAGGCAGAAGUUUGCCGAUUGUAGUGCGGAGGUGCAGCUCAAAGCAUGUUCAGUUGGCCAAUCCUUUUUUUACAAACUUAUAGAUGAUAUAGAAUGGAUUAGCUCCAGGCAUCUUGACAUGAUAAUGUUUCUAAUACGGAAAAGACAACUUUCUCAUCAUUUGGUGUUUGGAAUGGACUGGACAACUGCAGAUUAUUGUUUGCAGCCGGUAAGACCGCAUAUAAAGAAACGAGUAUCGAAGAAAGCAGCUGCUCCAAAAACCAUUAACCUUCCACCUAGGUACCUAAAAAAGAUAUGUCACUUUGUGCACGAUACAUGGCAACAUGGGUAUGCGCAACCACGGAGCAAAGUCCGGAAGGUGUAUUUCCCGUAUAAUCUUCAAGGGUGUCAUUGGGUGGUAGUAGAAAUCGACUUCGUGAGACAUAUUGCGACUAUGUAUGUCUCCUAUAUUGCUUUUACCUCAAAUUCCAAGCUAGUCAAAUAUCUUGAGUCUAUUAGUGCUACUCUGGCACGGGUGUUGUACGAUAUGCACUUUUAUGACGCUUCUGAGGUUGAAGAGGUGAAGCAAAAGGGGAUGAAGAUGUCCAAGUUUAAUACAUUCACAAUUUGCAGCAUUGGAGAUGUGCCGCAACAAUGUGAUGAUUAA